Messenger RNA from Aspergillus glaucus CBS 516.65, 1749 nucleotides. RefSeq names its product putative MFS siderophore iron transporter (gene mirD). Gene Ontology annotation, molecular function: transmembrane transporter activity. The transcript is spliced from 4 exons. NCBI's taxonomy places the organism in Eukaryota, Fungi, Ascomycota, Eurotiomycetes, Eurotiales, Aspergillaceae. The record is from RefSeq and is a predicted model, not a curated record. Gene Ontology annotation, biological process: transmembrane transport. The coding region runs from base 1 to 1749 and encodes 582 amino acids.
AUGGGCAGGUUUCGAGCUGCUUUUAGUCGACAGACGACGGAUGACGACGUGACUUCGGUUAACAGGAGUACCGUUGUGGACAAUAAACAGGAGGAUGCCGCUGGUAAUGUCCCAGCAGACCAUGUCCCGGACGAGACACAGCCAAAUGCUCCCACUGAAGGGGCGCAGCGUGGUGUUCACAAUGUUGAGGCCGUAACUUUGACCUGGUCUAAGAAGUCCUUGAUCGCAGUUUUCAUCAAUAUCUGGUUCCUCUACCUCGUCAAUGCCUUCCAAUCGAACAUUCUCACCAACCUACUCCCUUUCGUCACCAGUCAAUGGGAGUCUCACUCGCUGCUGAACGUCAUCUAUGUGGUCGCCGAUGCCAUGUCUGCGGCUACCUUCAUCCCGUUGGCCAAGGUCAUGGACGUCUGGGGCCGAGCCGAAGGCUUUCUAAUCAUGACCGUGUUCGCAACCCUGGUGCUAACAGCCGGGCAGGUGUUUUACAGUAUUGGCUUCGGAGGCAUGACUUAUUGCGUGGAUGUAAUCACGUCCGACGCAUCCAAGCUAAAGAAUCGAGGCUUGGCGUACGCCUUCACGUCGUCGCCCUAUAUCAUCACGGCCUUCGCAGGCCCCAAGGCCGCGGACGACUUCUACUAUAAUGUUAGCUGGCGAUGGGGAUUUGGCUGCUUUACCAUUAUCUUCCCGGUAGUCGCGGCCCCUCUGUACUGUCUGUUGAAGUGGCACGUUCGCAAAGCCGACAAGCAAGGCAUGUUGACCAAGGAGAGCAGCGGGAGGACAUUUUUACAGAAUGUUUGGCACUGGACCAAGGAGUUCGACCUAUUCGGCGUCCUCGUGUUCUCGGCCGGCCUCAUCGUUUUCCUCCUCCCCUUUGAGAUUGCCAGUGACGCCCCCAACGGCUGGGGAACCGGAUACAUCAUUGCCAUGAUUGUGGUCGGCUGCGUCGUACUCAUCAUCUUCGUUCUGCACGAGACAUUCGUGGCCCCGGUCCCUAUGCUCAACUUCAGCUUCAUCACCGACCGCACAGUCAUCGGCGCGUGUCUGCUAGACGCCACCUACCAGCUAUCCUACUACUGCUGGGCAAACUACUACACUUCCUUCCUGCAGGUAGUCAACGACCUGACCCUCGCCCAAUCGGGCUACGUGAUGAACACCUUCGACGUAGUCUCGGGCGUCCUCUUACUCCUAGUCGGCUACCUAAUCCGCCGCACCGGCCGCUUCAAGUGGCUCCUCUACAUCUCCGUUCCACUAUACAUCUUCGCCCAGGGCCUAAUGAUCUAUUUCCGCCGCCCCAACCAAUCCGUCGGAUACCUAGUGAUGUGCCAGAUCUUCAUCUCCAUUGGCGGCAGCAUCUUCAUCAUCAUCGAGCAGCUCGCCAUUCUCGCCGCCGUCGACCACCAGCACGUCGCCGCGGUCCUAGCGCUCCUAAACGUCGUCGGCACCGUUGGCGACGCCAUCGGCGCAACCAUCUCCGGCGCCAUCUGGACAAAUACCUUCAAGAAGGCGCUGACCAUGUACCUUCCCAGCUCGGCCAUGUCCAACAUCGACGCCAUCUACGAGGACCUCGACACACAGCUGGGCUACCCGGUCGGCAGCGCCGCGCGGCUGGCUAUUCAGAAGGCUUAUGGCUAUGCGCAGACGCGCAUGUUGGCGGUUGGCACGGGUCUUAUGGCGAUGUCGUUUGCGUGGGUGCUCAUGAUUCGCAACAUCAAUGUGGCCAAGGUGGAUCAAGUCAGGGGUACGGUCUUUUAG